Molecule: messenger RNA, 2901 nt
Organism: Hydractinia symbiolongicarpus
Lineage: Eukaryota; Metazoa; Cnidaria; Hydrozoa; Anthoathecata; Hydractiniidae
Product: beta-mannosidase-like
Exons: 18
Coding region: 123-2777 (884 amino acids)
Biological process (GO): carbohydrate metabolic process; glycoprotein catabolic process
Molecular function (GO): beta-mannosidase activity
Source: RefSeq, a predicted model, not a curated record
UCUCGCAGGUGCAGGCACAAUGCUUAUGGAAUUAUUUCGUUUCUCUAUUUCGUCAACCGUGAAUUUAAUCAAAACAUAAAUGGCGGUCAAUCAGUACCAGCUCGAGAACCAAUGCGGUAGCAAUGAAUCUCCUUUUUGUUAGUCUACGUUCGUUCAUGUUUUUUUGUCUCCAUAAACACCUUGCAGUUUGCAAUGAGAAAAUUAACCUAUCCGAUAAUGCGUGGAGUAUAAACUGCUAUGGUUUAAAUAUAUCGAUCCCAGCCAAUGUUCCUGGCUCAGUAUAUACAGCUUUAAUAGAUAAUGAAAUCAUAAAAGAUCCGUAUUUUGGAAAAAGAGAUGAUACAUAUGCUUGGAUAGCAGAUAAAAGUUGGAGCUAUAGGACAGAAUUUAAAGUAAUUAGAAGUAACCUAAAGAAGCACUCAAGAAUAGUAUUUUAUGGUGUUGAUACAGUUGCAGAUAUAUUGUUAAAUAAAAAUUUGCUUGGUAAGACAGAUAACAUGUUCUCAACAUAUUCAUUCUACAUAACCCCUUAUCUUAAAGAAGAAAACUUCUUGGAAAUUCAUUUUACUUCACCAACAUUAUAUGCAAAAAAUAGAAGCGAGAAUUAUUAUCUCAAGCAUGGUUACAAUGUUCCACCACAAUUCCUUCCAAAAGUACAACAUGGAAGAAAUCAUCAGAAUUUUAUCAGAAAAGAACAAUGUUCAUUCAGUUGGGAUUGGGGUCCUUCCUUCCCAACAAUUGGAAUAUGGAAAGAUGUUGUUCUGGAAUUUGCUGAAGAAGUGGUACUGGAUGAUAUGCUUGUUCAUACAAUUUACCACAACGAUAAACAGAUUUGGAAUGUUAUGUUUGAAGUGACGAUGGAGAGUUACAUUGACGAAGAGAUGGUCUUUUCUUAUGGUUUUGAUGUUUUUAAACAAACUCAAAAAAUCAAAGUUAAAACUGGUGUACAGAAAAUUACAUUAGAUAUUAUGUCUAUUCCCAAAUACAUGAUAUCUUUGUGGUGGCCGAAUGGAUAUGGCAAUCAAACUUUAUAUAGAGCAUCAAUUGUUGUUAUUCAUCCCUAUAACCUCCACUCAGUAUGGAACGAUAAGAAAUUUGGAUUUAGGACAGUUGAACUUGUUCAAGAGCCGAUUGAACAUUCAAAUGGUUUAAGUUUUUACUUUAAGAUCAAUGGGCGUCCAAUAUUUCUCAAAGGAGCGAAUUGGAUCCCCGCUGAUGCUUUUCAAGAACGUGUAUCAUUCGUUGUGCUGGAGAAUUUAUUUAAAUCAUCAGUUGACGCGAAUAUAAACACUUUAAGAGUCUGGGGAGGAGGUGUAUAUGAACAGGAGCGUUUUUAUGAGUUAGCAGAUGAACUAGGGAUUGUGAUAUGGCAAGACCUUAUGUUUGCUGUAGCUUUGUACCCUGUCAACGAAAAAUUUCUGGAAAGUGUUCAGAAAGAAAUUAUAACACAGGUUCGACGGUUACAACACCACCCUUCUAUUAUUGCUUGGAGCGGAAAUAAUGAAAACGAGGCUGCUAUUGCGCAAACAUGGUGGGACGGAGUAAAAACCAACAGAAAACAACUUGUAAAGGACUAUGUAAAGCUAUACGUUGAAACCAUUGAGCCAAUCAUAAAACGUGAAGAUUGGACACGGCCGUUUAUCACAUCAUCGCCUUCAAAUGGUUUGGAAAGCAAAAAAGUUGGCUAUAUUGCGAAAGAUCCUCAAAAUCCCUUAUAUGGAGAUGUUCAUUUUUACGACUACGGAAACGAUUGUUGGAAUUCAAGCAUGUUUCCUAAUCCACGAUUUGCUUCGGAGUAUGGCUAUCAGUCCUAUCCAUCAUUCAUCACCAUGUCGCAGGUGGCUACAACAGAUGACUUAAAAUGGAACAGUUCACUAAUGUUUCACCGGCAGCACCACGCAAAUGGUAACGAAGAAAUGGAAAAUUUUAUAAAACUUCACUACAACCUACCGACCUUAUCCAACGAGCAACAGUACUUUUGGUAUAUGAUCUAUCUUUCACAAAUUGUCCAAGCUACAUGCGUCAAAUACGAAAGCGAACAUUACAGAAGACUUCAAGGAAAUUUAGUGAAUGGCACUGGGCACACUAUGGGUGCUCUCUACUGGCAGUUGAAUGAUAUUUGGCAGGCACCUUCUUGGUCGUCAAUAGAAUAUGGUGGGAGGUGGAAGAUGUUACAUUAUUACGCGCAACAAUUUUUCAAGCCUGUUUCCAUCACUGGCCAUGUAGAAAAUGGUAAACUGAAAGUUUAUCGUGUUACUGACCAUCCAAGUGAUGCACUAAAUUUGGUUCUUAGUGUCAAAGUGUAUAAAUGGGAUGAUUUUGAUGUGAUUUGGAUGAAAAAUGCGGAUGUUGUGGAAUCGGAAAAGGCUUCAAUGCUCAUCUUUGAAGACGACGUUGAAAGUUUGUGUAAUGAUUUAAAAUGUUUUGUUAAAUUACAACUGAGAUAUCAAAACAAAGAAGAUAUCAUAUCAGAGAGUGACGUUUUCUUGUCAUCAUUUUCAAAAUUAACGUUAAAUGAUCCAAAUAUAAAGAUUGUCUCGUUAAGUCAGUUGACGAAAUUAGAGUACAAAAUCAACUUGAAAUGUGAUUAUCCAGCUGCUUUUGUGUGGCUAGAAACAACAGUGGGAGGAAGGUUUUCUAAUAAUGGUUUUAUAAUGGCGGAACAAAACACAAGUGUUGUAUUUUAUGGAUGGAAGAAUUCUUUUGUAUCGGUUAAUACAUUGGCUUCAACUAUCAAAGUAAUCUCGCUGUAUGAUGCUUACCGAAGUGACGUGUAAAAAGACGUGCCGUAAAAAAUAAAUUCGCUUACUAGUGCAAGAAAAUGUAGGCAUAGGUAUUACUAUAAAAUUUUGUUUGUAAAAUUUAUUUGUAUAUAAAAAAUAUAAAGCCAGUUCUUAAAUA